AUGGAUUCUCCUAGUUCUUCAUCCAUAGUAAAUUUUUACUACAACGAGUAUUUUGCGGAUGGCGAUGGUUUCACCGAUGAGGAGAUUGAGCAAGAGGCGGUUACGAGUGCUUGUCAACUAGCGGUGAGAUAUGUGAAGCAUUGUCGUCGCCCCCAAGUUCUAAAAAUGGCCGAGAAAACAACGCGAGACAGCUUGGAGCAUUUUUGUCGCGGUAUUAUUGAUGUGUACGGUGCGCGUUAUCUUAGAACGCCCACAUGGGACGACCUUCAAAAGAUCUACGAGGUACAUAAUGCGGAGCAUGGUUUGCCUGGUAUGAUCGGGAGCAUAGAUUGCAUGCAUUGGCGUUGGGAUAACUGCCCGACUGCAUGGCGAGGCCAACACACACGGGGUGACCAAAAAGGACCCGCUAUUAUACUUCAGGCGGUUACUUCACAGGACCUUUGGGUUUGGUCGGCUUACUUUGGCGUGGUCGGGCCAUGCAAUGAUAUCAAUGUUUUUGAACAAUCUCCGUUGUUAGAGGAGUGGAUUUCUGGCAAAGCUCCAAAAGCGUCGUUUUACGCAAAUGGAAACUACUACCCUCAUGGAUAUUAUUUGAGCGACGGAAUUUAUCCUAGGUAUUCAAUUUUCGCGAAGACGUUUAGUGAUCCUAUUGAUGAAAAAAAGAGCAUACUUUAA
Helianthus annuus (common sunflower) is the source of this 675-nucleotide messenger RNA. RefSeq lists its product as uncharacterized. Bases 1 to 675 code for a protein of 224 amino acids. The record is from RefSeq and is a predicted model, not a curated record. Lineage: Eukaryota; Viridiplantae; Streptophyta; Magnoliopsida; Asterales; Asteraceae. The transcript is spliced from 2 exons.